This is a messenger RNA of Actinia tenebrosa (Australian red waratah sea anemone), 2778 nucleotides long. Its product is annotated as mth938 domain-containing protein. The record is from RefSeq and is a predicted model, not a curated record. Gene Ontology annotation, biological process: positive regulation of fat cell differentiation. Gene Ontology annotation, cellular component: cytoplasm. NCBI's taxonomy places the organism in Eukaryota, Metazoa, Cnidaria, Anthozoa, Actiniaria, Actiniidae.
CGUCAUCGAGCAGCUGAUAACACAUAGGAUCAACAUUCUGGUAUCGGUUGAAGAGUGUUCGCACAAAUUUAGAUCAAAACAUCGUGGUGUUUAUCUAAUGCUAAGACCCUGUAGAUCAUAAAACAUGACCAACACMUCCCCUACUGUGGACAAAUUGUCAUGGGGCAAAAUGCACGUGGGUGAUCAAGUGUACAAGGACUGUAAACUGUGGCCAGGAGGUAGCAGAGAAUGGGAUUGGAAUGAGACAGGAACUAAGCACAGUCCAGGGGUACAGCCAGAUGAUGUCAAAGAAAUCCUGUCCAAAGGCAUUGAUACCUUGAUAAUCAGCCAAGGAAWGCAGGGCGUACUUCAGGUGCCGCAAACAACUGUAGAUUAUGCUAAAGCAAAAGGAACACAAGUCCAUGUUUGCUUAACAGAACAGGCUGUAGAGAAAUAUAAUGAACUGGCUUUAAAGGGUACAAGGAUUGGUGGGAUAUUCCACUCAACCUGUUGAAGGAAUGACUAAUUUAAGCUGGCAUUUCACUUUGUUGUUCUGAAGUUAUAGGACUUUAUUAAUCGACACACUCAAUAGACCCCAGGCAUCACGUUGGAAUGCAGCUCAAUUUUGAGGACAUAUAGGUUUCUAAUUCUUUUGAAAUUUGAAAUUCUUUUGUUUUGUCCUCCAAAUUGAGCUGCUUACAACCAUUUUUCGAUUGCAAGUCAAAGCGAUAAUACAAAGUCGGUAAGUGGGUACCUUUUUUUUAAUGUCGUCAGCUCUAGGAAAUUUUCUCGUUUUCCAUUGUGCAACUCAUGUUAGUGGUUUGAGUCUAGGGUUUUCAAGUUUGCUUGGCUAUCUUCAGCCAUAUAAUUUUAUUCAUUAAGCUGUAUUUUUUCUUGAAAAAAUUUGGCCACUUUCAUUCGUAAAAUUAUCAAGCUGUAAUACACAACAAUAUAUGUACCAAAUAUAUGGGUAAUUGUGUACUUCGUGACCAGCCGACACGUCAGUCAACUAUCACGUGACUGUUCGUCCACAGUCACUCGACUGUCGGCCGUGUGUUGACUGUGUAUUAAUUGGCCAACCAUUAGCUCUGUGUUGACUUAGUGUUGGCCAACUGUCGGCCGUGUGUUGACUGUGUAUUAAUUGGCCGACCAUUAGCUCUGUGUUGACUUAGUGUUGGCCAACUGUYGGCCGUGUGUUGACUGUGUAUUAAUUGGCCGACCAUUAGCUCUGUGUUGACCUAGUGUUGGCCGACUGUCGGCCGUGUGUUGACCGUGUAUUAAUUGGCCAACCAUUGGCUGUGUGUAGACCUAGCGUUGGCCGACUAUCGGCUGUGUGUUGACCGUGUAUUAAUUGGCUGACAAUUGGCCGUGUGUUGACCGAGCGAUGGCCGACUAUCGGCUGUGYGUUGGCCAUGUAUUAAUUGGCUGACCAUCGCCCGUGUAUUGAGCAAUGUUCGGCUAAUGAAUGGUCGACAGUUUCAACAAUGUCAACCAACAGUCGGGCAAUAGUCCACUGGUCAUAAAGUAUACACCAUUACCCAAUGCAUGGUUCACUGUCUUCAUGAUUUUUAUGUCUCCAGACUGAACUACCCGACCUAAACUUAUACCCUACUAAUAUGUAAUAAAUAGUACUAGUUAUCAAUAUUAUUCAUCCCAUCCAUGGUGUAACAUUACCUUUSAAUGAUAAACUAUGAAAUAUAUAUUAUUAUUACAAAUUAGUCUUUUGGAUUUAGGCUUUUUUAAUAUUGAUGAACGCACAAAAUUAAAAUCGAUAUGGCGGCAUUAAUUCAAUUUCUUCAUUUAGAUUCUAAUAUUAUUACUAUGUUAUUGGUUCAUUAUUCAAUAUUAGUAUUAUUACAUACCUUAGAUAGCUAGUACAACGGUACCAGUACGAGUGCUCUGGUUGGUCAAUAACUGUGAUAUAUUAGUGAAUGGAGCACAGCAAACUUUGCAAAGAAUAUUUUAAGAAAACAGCAUUCAAAAACUAACAAAGGGUUUUCCUUUUUAAUAAAACAAUAAGAACAGCUUUUUUUCAUGCUUUGUUAAGUAAUAUAGCACACAGGAAGUGCUGAAAGCGUGAGAAGCUUUCAUCUACGUCUGUUUGGCUUGUACUUCUUUCCAUACUUCUUUAACUCACUUCCUGCAGGCUGUAUUACUGAACAGAGCUGUAAAUUAAAAGCUGUUUCGAGUUCCAAAUAACAGCUGUGUUUAUUGAUUACAGACUCUGCUCAGGGUUAGCCUGGAAUCAGUGUCUUAAUAUCCAGAAAUACCAAUGGUAAAGUAAAGAAUGCACAACUUCAACAAUACCCUCACUGGAAAACAUGAAUAUCUUAGACACAAAAUCAAGGCUUACCCGGAGCAACAGAGCACUCAAAACCAGAAGUAUUAAUUAUUUUUUAAGUAUAGAAUGAAAAAAAUCUUUUUUACUUUUUAGUUUUUACUAUUUGUUCUUGUGUUUUUAAUCUGCCAGGAAUAAACYCUUAAGUUUAUAUGACACAAAAAUAAGUACACAUUGAAAAAGUUGAUGCAAAAUCCAUCCCAGUACAAAUAGUCUAAAUGGCACAUACAUACCCAAGCCAACCCAUUACUACAUGUACAGUGUAGCUCAUAGCUGAUACACCCCCCCUAGUGGAUUUUUACAUACAGCCAACAGAGUAUAUCUUAAGGUACUGUACCCUUUAGUAUUAAUUAACAAUUAUUCGCCAAAGGCGAAGUGAAUAUCGGGGAAUAUUUACCGAGAUGCGAGUCUUCAAGCGGCAAGGUAAAUAUUCCCCAAUAAUCACAAAUGAGGCAAAUAAU